Messenger RNA from Oncorhynchus mykiss (rainbow trout), 6260 nucleotides. Its product is annotated as sialomucin core protein 24. NCBI's taxonomy places the organism in Eukaryota, Metazoa, Chordata, Actinopteri, Salmoniformes, Salmonidae. Gene Ontology annotation, cellular component: cytoplasmic vesicle. The record is from RefSeq and is a predicted model, not a curated record.
GGACAAAAAAUGUGAUUUUCUUUAAAAAACAAGGACAUUUCUAAGUGACCCCAAACUUUUGAAAAGGUAGUGUAUCUAUCCACCCCCUUGGAUUAAUCAGUAAUGGGAAAGAUCAUGCAGUGGAGGAGGGGGCUGGCUAUGAUUUCUGACUUUCCAGGAAGGAGAAUGACUGAACUCGCACUAGACUCCUGAGCUGACAAGCCCAUCCCAUUUGACUGAAAACAAGAUAAUACUUGGCUGUGGUUCAAACUCUUAAAAGACACACCCUCGUCCACUUAACCUCGCCUUGUGCCCUUGGGGGAAUCGCUGUCACCAUCUUGGAGGGCUGUCCAAAUGAUUCGCCAAGCAAGGCGAGUUUUAAAAUGUAAGCCCUUCUGCCCUCGUUUUUAGUGUACAAUUAUGUUCACUUUGGGGACUGAAACUCUCCAUAUUUCAAUUUGCGACGAUUGUCCCUCCGCUAAGAAACGUCUGCCAAAAGGGAAAACGUCAACAUUAAAGUUUACAGCAACUCCAGAUGUCUCCAAUGUCUCCUGUGUCAACGUCACCUCCAUAAACAGUCCGAACAUGACCAUAGGCGCCUGCUCCAAUGAAACCUGCUCAGUGCAGCCUUUUACUUCAAGUUCAGCCAAACCUCCUACCCCCACCAUGUCUGCUAUCCCUACGGUCAUCAAUGUCACUAACAGCUCCACCACUGAGUCCACCACAGCUAACCUGACUACUGCAGUACCAACCGCCCUGCCCACUAAUGGCACCGUCCCAGUCUCUGACACAACAACUGCUUCAAACAGCACUGCGUCACCAGUGGGGCCCUCUCCUGCACCUCAUAAGAAUGCAACGUUUGACGCAGCGAGCUUCAUUGGGGGCAUCGUGCUUGUCCUGGGCCUGCAGGCUGUGCUCUUCUUCCUCUACAAGUUCUGCAAGUCCAAGGACCGCAACUACCACACCCUCUGAAGGACCCACACCAACAACUACUCUGGCCCCCCCACCCCUCCCGGGCCAACUGGAACCUCCUAAUAUCAACCCCCUAACCCCUGGCCAUUGUGAUUCUCUCAAACAGUGUUUCUCCCACAAUCCCCACUCCUCAUUGCAUUGUGCUAGCAACUUGUGGUUUAGGCCUGUGGUUUAGGCCUAUACACACAACAGAAGGCUGCUGAGGAGAAGACGGCUCAUAGUAAUGGCUGCAACGGAGCAAACGGAAUGGCAUCAAACACAUGGGAACCAUGCGUUGGAUGUAUUGGAUACCAUUCCGCUCUAGCCAUUAGCACGAGCCCGUCCUCCCCAAUUAAGGUGCCACCAACCUCCUGUGGUACACACCCACACUUGCGCCACAUCUUUUACUGGAUGUGUACACUACGCAUUUUUCACACCCUGGUGCAGCCUUCAGCACAGAAUUACAUCACUGUGUUUCCCCUCUCCUACUCCCCUCUCUCCCCCUCUCCUCAUUCAGUUAGUCAUUGUGACUGGAGAAAAAUCAGCCUAAUUUACUGCUCCUCUCUCCUGGCCCUUCAUAAUGUUUUACCUGCCUGGCCUGGUAAAAACGAGCCAACGGUCAUUUAUGUAAAAGACUUCCUGUUCUGUUGGAAUAUAGUGGGGCUGCCAUGGCAUUAGCUUGUGGCCUUCAUGCACCUUGGUAACGCUUCAGAAACACCGAGGUCCCCUCCCCUGUUAUUUUUCAGAAUUUGAUGACUGGAUGAUGCAGCAUAGCUUUUAUUCUUGUUUGUCGUGGGACAGAUCUGGGCAGAGUUUUUCACACCUAUAUAAAGGGGUUAUAAUCAAAUGAUGGUAGAAAGUCCAAACAAAAGGAGAACUAGAAGCAGUACUCCAUUCUUUAAGUUUAUAUUCUGUAUGAAGAUGCCUCCAUCUGAAGCGGAGGAAGAGUCAGACCCUUGGUGUUAAGACACAGCACACACCACACGCUGCCAAGAGAGCAGCUCAAUGCAAUACACCCAAAUCAAUCCCCCUUUCUACAACCCCCUCUGUCUUUAUCGGCUUCAGCCAAACGGAUCACAGUGAAGAGUCCAGUCAGUAGACUUGAGAUAUUCCCUUGACAGGAAGGAAAUCUCAAUGAGUCAAGUCUUUGGGACAUGGUCGAAAGGUUCUACAGAUAAAAUAUUGUAGUAAAUAUAUGAGAAUGAUUAAAUAAGUCUAAUUAUGAAUUCAAGUGUUGAACGGAAAGAGAUGAAGAUAAGACAGUCUGCACCUUAUUGAUGCGUACAGUGAUAGCAGUAAAGUGCCUUUAAUGUUAAAUGUGACUUAAAGAGGGGAUGAGUGAGAAUUAUGAUGUUGCUCCUCUUCCUCCUAGCUGAGGCCUGAGUGUCGUUGUUGUAAAGUAAAAGCAGUCUGGUGACAGGCACGGGAACGCGGUGCUGAUAUUGGUUAUGAGCAGAGAGAACAGAACCAGGGUGGUUCUCAAUCCCAUUUUAAUUCACUCAAACCAAGUAGUUACCUGAAAUUCCAAAAUGUUCCUCAUAGAAGAUUGGGAAUGAUUUCAAUUUCAGUUGACUUCCUGAACUGGCUGAAUAAUUGCAAUGAAUUGGGCCUGAACAGCAGAACCCUAGUAUCCCAGCUGGACUGAAUAGCCUUUUAUUAUUGAAGAGUAGACCGAUACGUUAGUUCCUCAUCUUGGUCUUUGAUGGUUGAAGACCUAUUACAGUAUCAAUUGAUUAUAUUGGCAUUGGUUGAGAUGUCACCUAUGCAGGCAGAAGUUUUGAAUGUUCCCCACAGCGCCCUAGUGCUAGUUCCCCCUCAUAUUGUACAGGCACAUCCUUAUAGCUUGUGUUUUGAAAAUUAACAGUGAAGAAUCAUUUUUGGCUUAGUUCUUAAUAAAUUAGUUUUUCCUGGAGUCAUGCAUACAUUGAACUGAUAGUUAUUUGAUCAUUUCAAAACUAACUAAUACCUGGUCCCUGAACUUAAAAUGGACGCAAUGUUGAGAUGUCGUCCUUUUCAUUUUGGGAGUUUUCUUUUCUCCCAGUGAGCUCUUUUUUUUUAAGUGCAGUGCCAAGGAGAGGAGUUCCUUCAGAAAGUAUUGACACCCCUUGACUUUUUCCACAUUGUGUUGUUACAGCCUAAAAUGGAUUACAUUUAGAUUUUGUAUCACUGAUCUGCACACAAUACCCAGAAUGUUGAAGUAGAAUUAUGUUUUUAGAAAUGUUUACAAAUUAAUUAAAAAUGAAAAGCUGAAAUGUCUUGAGUCAAUACGUAUCCAACCCCUUUGUUAUGGCAAGCCUAAAUAAGUUCAGGGGUAAAAAUGUGCUUAACGAGUCAUGUAAAUUACAUGGACUCACUCUGUCCACAAUAAUAGUGUUUAACAUGAUUUUUAAAUGACUACUCCAUCUCUAAAACCCCACACGUACAAUUAUCUAAGGUCCCUCGGUCAAACAGUUAUUUCAAGCACAGAAUCAACCAGAAAGACCAGAGGUUUUCCAAUGUUUUACAAAGAAGGGCACCUAUUGGAAGAUGGGUAAAAAAUAAAAAAGCAGACAUUUGAAUAUUCCUUUGAGCAUGGUGGUUAUUAAUUACACUUCGGCUGGUUUGUCAGUACAGCCAGUCACUACAAAGAUGCAGGCGUCUUUCCUAACUCAGUUGCUGGAGAGGAAGAAAAACCGCUCAGGGAUUUCACCAUGAGGCCAAUGGUGACUCUCUAAAACAGUUAGAGUUUAAUGAUUGAUGGGAGAAAACAGGAUCAAUCAACAACAUUCUAGUUGCUCCUCAAUACUAACCUAAUUGACAGUGAAAAUAAGGAAAUCUGUACAGGAACAAAAAAUAUUCCAAAACAUGAAUCCUGUUUGCAAUAAGGCACUAAAAUAUUGAAUGUGGCAAAAUAAAUUUGACACUUUGUUCUGAAUACAAAGCAUUAUGUUUGGGAAACUCCCAACACAUCACUGAGUACCACUCUUCAUAUUUCCAAGCAUGGUGGUGACUACAUCAUGCUAUGGGUAUGCUUGUCUUCGGCAAGGACUAAGGAGUUUUUUAGGAUAAGAAUAAACGGAAUAGAGCUAAGCACAAGUAAAAUCAUAGCGGGAAACCUGGUUGUCUGCUUUCAAACAGACACUGGGAGACAAAUUCACCUUUCAGCAGGACAAUUCCUAAAACACAAUGCCAAAUAUACACUGGAGUUUCUACCAAGACAACUUUGAAUGUUCCUGGGUGGCCUGGUUGGGCUUUUACUUAAAUCUGCUCAUAAAUCUAUGGCAAGACUUGAAAAAAAUGGCUGUCUAGUAAUGAUCAACAACCAACUAGACAGCUUGAAUAAUGUGCAAGUAUUGCACAAUCCAGGUGUGCAAAACUCCUACAAGUUUUUGGGGGAUUUUUCUUCUGCUUUGACGUUAGUAUUUUGUCUAGAUUGUUGGCAAAAAAAAUACAAUGAAAUCAAUUUUACACCCACUUUGUAACACAACAAAUUGUAGAAAAAGUCCAGAGGUUUGAAUACUUUCUCAAGGCACUGUAGGUUUCCCAAAUGUAGUGCUCGUAAAGUAUGUCUAGUUCUUUGAUUAGCUUGCUGCUAACAGUGUGAUGUCCACCUUGUACAUAGAGCUGUCAUGUCCUUCAGUUGAUCUACUUUCAAGGUUUCCACUUUCAAUCGUGUAAAGGCAAGAUGAUGGAUCUUUUUUUAGUGUUUUAUCAAUAGCUUUCGCUUGCAGUGGCUUGUCAAUGUCAAGACUCGGUUGUGUUUUUGUUUGUCAUUUUUUUGCAUGUCCAAUGCUUGGAAUUGUAAUAUUUUAUUUUGAAUUAGGCUCUUGGGGCUUCAGACACUUAAAAUAACCACUUGAUGAAUUUGUCAAACAGUAUGCUAGUGGAGAGUAUGCCUAAAACAUGUGCAUUAAAGAGAAAGUCCUCAGUCUUGGCAUGGAAAAUGGAGCGUUGCACUGACGAAGCUUUGCUUUGUAGUUUUUGCCUUAUCGUUUUUGUAUUGCUUCCAAAAAUGUAUGAAUGGUUGUGAGAACUCUUAACUCAAUAUUUUCCUUAUGAUGGAAAAAAAUAAUAACUUGGUUGUUUUGUAUGAGCACACUCAAUGUCAUUUAAAUGUGCGCAUACGUCUUUCCUUGGCCUUCAUUGUCCCUGAUUUAAUGUUUUUUUUCUUGAUCGCUUUAAGCAUGCCUUUUACAAUAUUAAUCUACAGUCACCCAACGGCAUUAGGCUACGUCCCAAAGACCCCCGAACUAUGGCAAGUCAGAAGUAUAAAUCUAGUUUUGCCUUGACUGCAUUCACGGCUUCACAGUAUGCUGUGGCAACUGAUAAGCAUUUGUGAAUCAAUCCAGCAUUCUGGACUGUUACUUCCCUGUUAUAUCUCCUUUUGCCAUAGUCCUAAGGACACAAUGUUUGUUUUUGAAACUGAUUUAAAAUGACUGCCUACCGUAGAAAGGCACCAUCUUGCAGUGAGAUAGUAUUUUCUUUCAGUAGAUGUCACAGGACAUCACCAGUACCCACAGCAACUGAUACAAAUAUUCUGAUUGUUGCCAAUUUUUUCCAGUGCCCGUAGACUGUCACACAGUUCCUCUCCCUGCACCUUUUCAAGAAAAGUGCCUUACUCGGUUGAACAUAAAUGAAGGUUUUUAUUUUUGUCGUAACGCGAUAGUACACCCAAUAGAUAUCUCCGCACUUUCAGACCCCUUGUAAAGAUGAAAUCAAAGAUGCUUUGUGUUGUAAGAGCAUCUUUAAAUGUUGUCUUCGUUUUCUCAAUCACACUUUGCUUUGGGAGCCUAAACCAGACACAGAAGAAUGGGUCAGCUGGCCAGAGCCACAGACAUGCAUAGUAUGGCAAAUUGUCCUAAAUAUUGUCACCAAGCAUUCCAUGACUUGCCUACAUUCCAACCUAAAAUGGAAUUUACAUUCUUGACCCUAGAAUGCAGCGUUCUCUGGAACAACGGUGUACGUUAGUAUUGUACCCAGUUGGCUGACCUUUACAUGUCUCUGGCUCUGGAGGCAGCUGUCAUUAUUAGUGUGACGUUCUGGGGCUGUUGUUGCUUUUUAACAAUGUCCACAUGCCACCUUGAUCUAAGUCCUGUUGAAUAAAAAGUCAUAGGUCUUAUGGAAUGAUUCCUCAGAUUUCCUCUCUCUCUCUCACUCUCUUACACACACAGACACACAGGUUAAUGUGUUGACAGACACUUGCUGUUGCAUAUAGUCAGGAUGCCUACUACUCUAAUGGUUUAUGCUUGUUUGAUGUGUCCUUUUUGCCUGUAAUCUUGUUUUCUUCUUUUAUAGUUUUGCCAUUAGAUUCAAGAUGUUAAAAUCAAUAAAGUUUGAAUAUUGUUAAACAA